Prorocentrum cordatum is the source of this 2391-nucleotide messenger RNA. NCBI's taxonomy places the organism in Eukaryota, Dinophyceae, Prorocentrales, Prorocentraceae. The record is from the annotation of a GenBank genome assembly.
GAGUGGCCCAAGCUCAAGGAAGAGAUCCUGAACGUCCGACGAGCCCAGGCCGCAGCGGUGGCAGCGCAGAACGGGGUGGCCCCGAUGGAUCUCUCUGCGUUCAACAACCAGGGUGGCAAAGGGCGCUGCAGGAUCUGCAAUGGCAAGGGCCACGACGAGAGGAACUGCUGGCACCGCAAGGGCGGGGCCGGGACAGGCAAAGGCAAGUCGGACAGCAAGGGCAAGUCGAGAGGCGACUCCAAGUCGAAGGGGUCCUCGAAGGGCGGAAAGGCAAAGGGCGGCAAGGCCGGCAAGGGGCCGAAGUGCUUCAACUGCCAGGAGCACGGGCGCACGUCCAAGGACUGCCCGAAGAAGAAGAAGAAGAACAACUUGCGCAUGAUGGAGCCGGAACCCGAGAAGGCGCUGCGCGGGCUGUGGCUCGCUCCGUUCACGGUCGACGAGAAGGGCGCGGCGCAGAAGCUGGUGCACGAGCUGAGCAGGCUCGGUGCGGACACGGCGCGGGCGUCCCGCAAGAUGGUGCUCGGUGUCGACUCGUGUGCAGCUACGACGGUCGUGCCAUCGGAGCUGGCGCCUGACUACCCGACGUACGAGAAUGACAUGAGUGCGAAGGGCGAAGGCUACAGGACCGCGAACGGCGGCUGGGUGGCUGACGAGGGCGCUAAGGAGCUCAUCGGGUCGGUGCGCAACGCGGGCGGCUCGGCGCAGGUGAGGGGCAUCAAGGCUAGGGUCGCGAAGGUCAGCAAGGCACUCGCCUCUGUCUCAGAGAUGGUCGACGCAGGCCAUCGGGUCGUCUUUGAUGCUGGCGGCAGCUAUGCGGAGAACAAGUCGACAGCGGUGAUUACACCGUUCCAGAGGCGCAACAACGUGUACGAGAUGGAGAUGGAGCUGAUGCCGUAUAGCAAGGCGAAGGACGUGAAGGGCCGCGCGGGGGCCUGGUCCAAGCCCAGCGCGAGCGGCAAGAAGCUGAAGGAGAUCUGCAUGGUGAGGAGCCACGCGGAGGAUGCGAUGCCAGUCGUGGCGUUUGACUACGGCUACUUCGGCAGCGGCGAGGACGCCACCCCAAUUUUGUUCAUGAGGGACUCGCUGCGCAGGUACACGGGCGCGGAGGUGUUGACCUGCAAGGGGGCGGCGCGCGCGCACAGUGCCAACAUGCUGGUGAAGUUCGCGGUCAACGGCGGCUGCAAGAAGGUGGUCUUCAGGUGCGACAGCGAUCCGAGCAUCGUCGCCCUGAGGGACGAGGCCGUCAAGAGGCUCAAGAAGGACCGCGGCAUGUCGAACGGUCUAGCUAAAGGGGCUGUCAGAGAGAUCAGGGGCCUGACGAGGGCCCUCAAGCACGCGGUGGAGGAGAUUCACGGAGUCACGAUCGGCCCGGAGCACCCGUGCCUGCCGUGGAUGGUGAGGCGCGGCGCAGCAGUCCACAAUCGAGGUCAAGUGGGCUCGGGCGGGCGCGCGCCGUACGAGCUGAGGAAUGGGCGCGCUUAUAAGAGGGCGCUCCCGGCGUUCGGUGAGGAGGCGUUCUACCUGCCAGUCGGCAAGAGGGAGUCGAGGCUGGUGGGCAGGUGGCUGGAGGGCGUCUUCUACGGGAUCCGCGACGACAGCGACGAGGUGUACGUGGCGACGCCGAAGGGCGUGAUGAGGGCCAGGAGUGUCAAGAGGAUGCCAUUGGCAGCGAGGAGUGACAGGGCUCUUUUCUCAGAGCUGCAGGGCGCGCCGUGGCGACCUGUUCCUGGCCAAGGAGGUGAAGGGCUCGAAGUGCCACCUGCCAUGGCGAAGGUGGCGGCGGAUCAGGUGGUGCCAGACGUGGAUCUGCCCCCUGUUCCAGGACCUGUGGGUCCUCCUGCUCCGAGGAGGGUCUACAUCAGGAAGGGCGUGGAGCUGGGGCGCUACGGGCGCGCCCCAGGUUGCAGGGGCUGCGAAGCAGCUCGGGGCAACCAGCGUGCGAUCAUGCACGGCGAGGAAUGCCGAGCGAGGGUCGAGAAAGCGAUGGCGGACGACCAGACGUUCGGCGGUGGAGCUCGGGUGACAGAGGCCCACCUACGGAGCGCCAAGCUCAUCUGGGACAGCGUCGGAAGCGUUCCAGCGGUGGCGGAAGUUGCCAUGGGCGACGCGGCGGAGAUUGGUGCGCUGCUGGAACAGCUUGGUCUCGACAGCUUGGAUUUGCAGGAAGUGUUCAACCCAGGGGAGUUCGCCAAGGGAGCUCCAAAGUUCAACCUGAAGCCAGGCGUAGCGAUGGACCUCAUGACGGGCUGGGACUUCCGGCUCGAGGAGCAGCGGAAGCGAGCGAGAGCGGAGAUCGAGGAGGGAGACCCUGCCUUCUUCAUCAUGUCUCCUGUAUGCGCCCCGUUCUCACAGCUGAUGGAGUUGCUGCAGGCGAGCGGCGAGCGCGACGAG